AUGGCGACUCUCGAUGCACUGCGUCUCGCUCUGCAGCGACAAAUUCCCGAAACUAACUCUACUAAGCCUCUUUCCGAAGCUGAAUACGAAGAAGGCUUCGACCUGUUCCGGCAGCAUCAUGGCUGGACCAAUUAUCAAGACUUUGUUAUCCCUCAACUGUCUCGCUUACUCGUGCCUCAGUUGCAAUCCCGUACCCGCAUUUCAUUUCUUGAGAUCGGCCCUGGCCCGAAGAGUGUUCUUGGAUAUCUACCCACUUCUAUGAGACGAAACAUUACGAAAUAUACCGCCUUUGAGCCCAACAGCCGCUUCGUCCGCCAUCUGGUCAAAGACCUAAAUCCAACAAACGAGAACGCACCCUUUCCUUCUCUAAAAGCUCUAUCUGUACACGAACUACCGUUCACGACGGACACCAAAGUCGACGAAAAGUACCAUAUCAUCAUCUUCUGCCAUAGCCUGUAUGGUAUUUCCUCAAAGGAGGACGUCUUGAGGCGUUCAAUCAGCCUACUUGCUACCGACUCGGAUGGUAUCCUUGUAGUCUGUCACCGCGAUGGGGCGCCGCAGAUCAGUAACCUUGUCUGCCACCAAUCGUCUUUAUUUCCUGACGGCGUUGUACGUAUCAAGGACAACGAUACUACCAUCGACAAGUUCGCAAAUUUCAUUGCUGGUCACACGGUCGAAGACCAGGAGGCAAAGGCGUCUAUGAGCAUCAAUUUGCGCGAGGUCUGCCGUGCUUUGGCUCGUCACGACAACGAUCAUCCAGGUUUCCUGACAUUUGCUGCCCCCGAAAUUGUCAUGACCUUCAAUCAACACGCCAAAAAGCUUGACGAGUUGACCGAUCAGGUCCCAUUGGUCACAGGGAACAUCAAGACCAAGAGUCGACAGGUACACUUUCUUCCACCAGCCGCUGUCGUUCGGCCGACAAAGAUGAAGCAGGUCCGAGUCUGUGUCGCCUGGGCUCUGAAGUAUCAAACUAGCCUGACUGUCGUUGGCGGCGGCCACAGUGGGCACUGUCGCUGGCCUGGUACUGUCUCCAUCGACGUGAGCGCCUUCGAUCAGGUGCACAUCAUUCAAGACGUGGGCGAGUUCAACGAGGCUGAGGCAUUGGUAGUGGCUGGAGCUGGUUGCAAAACGGGCGACAUCGUCCAAGCAACCAUGGCCCAUAACCUGACGGUCCCGCUAGGUGCUCGACCGAGUGUCGGUGCCGGGCUAUGGCUCCAAGGCGGCCUCGGACACUCAAUGGGACACCAUGGUCUGACAUCAGACUGCAUCGUUGGAGCUGUACUUGUCAGUGUUGUGUCCGCUCAAGUCUUUUGCGUUGGACAUGUACCGAAGCAACACCGACCCCGUGGUGCUGUUCGCCCUGAGAAGGAAGAUGAUCUGCUUUGGGCCCUGAGAGGGGCUGGCACAAACUUUGGCAUAAUUGUUAGUGUCACCUUCAAGGCUUACCCGAUCUGGUCUUUCUCCGUCACGAAUUGGAGAAUAGAGCUCUCAGGCAGUGACCGCAAACUCCAGGAUGUCAUGAAGGCUGCAAAGAGGCUCGGUUCAACAUCAUCCGCGGAUGCAUAUCUCGCACCACCUGGAACUCGGUGGGACAGGGAAACGUUCAGUACUCCAGAGCUAUUGUCACCAGCCCUGGGACGACCCGAAGACACCAAGCUUGUCAAUGCAGUUGAACUAUUCGAUACUGAGAUGUACGUUUCCGGCAUGCAUGGUGGCCAGGGCGGCGGGAAGACCAGUUCUUUCAAGCGAUGCGUCUUUCUCAAAAACCUUGAGAAGAACAACAUUAUUGACAUCUUGACCGCGGCACUCAACGGGCGACCCUCGCCUAUGUCUUAUUUCCAUCUGCUGCAGGGAGCUGGCGAAGUUGCAGUCCCUGCGAGUGACGCUACUGCUUUCGGCUGCCGCGACUGGGACUACGCAUGUGUCAUCACCGGUGUGUGGCCUCGCGAGGAAGAUGACACGCCGACUGCGCGCGCAACAAUACGAUGGGUAUAUGAUGUUGUCGAUUCCCUUCUACCAGUCUUCGAUCCCCAUCGGGUACUUCCGUAUGCCUGCCCACUCUCGCAGGACAUGUUGCCUCAAAAGCUUGUUGUUCUCGUUACUGGGAAACACGCCGCUGGGAAAGACUAUUGCGCCAACAUCUGGGCUUCUCAGAUCAAACGACAUAACUAUAGCAGCCAUGUAGUGUGUAUCAGCGAUGUGACGAAGCGAGAGUACGCUGAAAGCACUGGUGCUGACCUGAACCGCUUGCUUCAGGACCGUGACUACAAGGAGACGCAUCGCGCCAGCCUCUCAGCAUUCUACCAAGUUCAGCUUGAGGAACGACCACAACUGGGGCAAGACCACUUCCUUGACGCUGUUGCGAGCUCUGCUGUUGAUGUUCUCUUCAUCACUGGGCUGAGAGAAGAAGCGCCUGUAUCAACAUUGUGGCAUCUAGUCCCGAACGCUAGACUAAUCGAUGUUCGUAUCGAGGCUAAUGAUGAGACUCGGAACAUACAUCGGAAUCGCCACAUGAAUCGGAGCUUUGUCAUUCCCGAAGAUGCUAGCGAGGUAGAGGAUAAGUUCACUAGCUCCGAAUAUCGACCUUGUUUCAUUUUCAACAACAACGUGGAUAGCAGUGAUUCCAUCUUUGCCUUCGCCAAAGACAAUCUGCUUCCAUUCUUGGCCGAUGAUCUUCGACGUCUUGCUGGCAUGGUCUGUUCAGUGCUGGACUUCCCCCGAGUGGGUAUCGAGUUUCGACAUGUCAUGAACAUCUGCUCCCAGGUGGGGGGCAUUGCUCUCUGCACGGAACUGUUGAAGAAGCAUUAUCAGGGUAACUUGAAUGCGGUGGACGCCAUAGUGAGCUGCGCUACCGGGGGAUUCGUCUUCGCCAUUCCCUUGGCAGAAGCACUGAACGUACCAAUGGUACCAAUCUGCAAGGCUGGCAAGCUUCCACCGCCCACGAUCUCUGUCGAGAAGGGCAAAUCCCAUAUCUCCUCCAAGGCCCAAGACGGGGUAGGGAUUGAGUCGGUUGAAGUCGAAUCGGUUCAGAUUGAUGCGAACGCUCUUCGCAAGGGUGCACGAGUGGUGGUUGUUGACGACGUGCUGGCAACAGGAAUAACGCUGCGGGCGACAAUCGAGCUGCUAGUCAAGACUGGUGUCAGUAUCGAAGAUAUCAGCGUCAUGAUUGUGGCCGAGUUUCCUGUACAUCUUGGGCGCACAAGGUUGCGAGAGUUCAGAGUCGGCAUCCAGAGCUUGCUGGUGUUCGACGGCGAGUACUAG
Messenger RNA from Fusarium coffeatum, 3261 nucleotides. RefSeq lists its product as uncharacterized. The transcript has 3 exons. Gene Ontology annotation, molecular function: phosphomevalonate kinase activity; FAD binding. Gene Ontology annotation, biological process: cholesterol biosynthetic process. Gene Ontology annotation, cellular component: cytoplasm. Lineage: Eukaryota; Fungi; Ascomycota; Sordariomycetes; Hypocreales; Nectriaceae. Bases 1 to 3261 code for a protein of 1086 amino acids. The record is from RefSeq and is a predicted model, not a curated record.